UGCUUAGAGAGUAACAACAAAUCAUCUACCGAAAUGAAAAUAUUAAUUAUCCUACAACUGACAAUUCUGGCAAUCGCAACAGCUGGCAGACACUCUUACAAAACUAAAACAACUUCUUUAUUGCAACCUAUUCAACGCCAAUCUUCGGUAUACUCUGGACUCAGAACAGUACCAUCCAAAAAUGUAGGCAUUGAUGGUAUUAGUGUACAUUCUAGUUCAUAUUCUGUGUCAUCUCCAAAUGGAGUACCAAAAACCUUUGGCUACACAAGUCAUUCGCUUCAAACAGCUGAUGGAAGAAUCAUAACUACUUAUCAAACAAAACCAGGCUCACGACCAAUAACUAAGGUAUAUAAACUACCAAAAGGAUUAGGUGUAGGUAGCACUGGCAUAACAAAUAUUCAGACAUAUUCUGAUCCAACAUUUAAUGGAAUUGCUGUUGCAAGCGCGGGAUCAUUUGGUGUUCGCUGAAUGUUAAUAAAUAUUUAAUAUAAAAUCUUGGUGUGUUAUAUGUU
Teleopsis dalmanni is the source of this 512-nucleotide messenger RNA. RefSeq lists its product as uncharacterized. Lineage: Eukaryota; Metazoa; Arthropoda; Insecta; Diptera; Diopsidae. The record is from RefSeq and is a predicted model, not a curated record. The transcript is spliced from 2 exons. The coding region runs from base 34 to 468 and encodes 144 amino acids.